Messenger RNA from Laetiporus sulphureus 93-53, 655 nucleotides. RefSeq lists its product as uncharacterized. Bases 73 to 444 code for a protein of 123 amino acids. The transcript has 2 exons. Lineage: Eukaryota; Fungi; Basidiomycota; Agaricomycetes; Polyporales; Laetiporaceae. The record is from RefSeq and is a predicted model, not a curated record.
CUGCCGCCACAGCCGGCCUCGGCUAUUCCUCUCUGAUGUUACGGUGCCUAGUCUCAAUGUUAUCUUCCAGCGAUGCAGCGGCCGCCUCAUGCAAUUGGUCUGAUGUGGCACGUUCAUGGUGAAAUGCGGCUUUCACGGUUUACGCGAAAUUGGCUCCUCCGCGUCACCGGGCGCAGCUUCGCUCGUGUACCGUUAUUGGCUAAGAUCAUGUUCGGCCAUCUUAACCUACAUUGUUCAUGCAGCACUAAUCCCGUUCGGCGCAAGCGGACAUCCGUCUUAACGCAGGCAUGUGUACCGCAGUGCGAGCAUCGGCGUGUCGGAAGUGGAUUUUUGGGGCUCGGAUCUAGUGUGCUAAUGAUAUGGCAGUUGGACAGGGCGUGCGGUCUAGUUUUCUGCUGCCGCCUCAAGCCCAUCAGUAUCUUCCGCAACGUAUUACAAUUAUGAGACGCUACUCUGACAUGAUCGUACCUCAGAAUACAUAUGCAUUGUCUCACCUUGGCACUCCAUCGUUUGUCACCUGGCAUCAAGGCAAUUUCGCGCAAGAUUGUUUGUUUCAUGUCCGCGACAGGAGCUGAUGCAGUGACCUCUAAUCCGACCCAAGUUGCUUUCUGAAGAAACGUCUGACGACUGUGGUUCCCUGGUGUGCAGGCAUCGC